Molecule: messenger RNA, 1488 nt
Organism: Alternaria atra
Lineage: Eukaryota; Fungi; Ascomycota; Dothideomycetes; Pleosporales; Pleosporaceae
Exons: 3
Coding region: 1-1488 (495 amino acids)
Molecular function (GO): mRNA binding; RNA 7-methylguanosine cap binding
Source: RefSeq, a predicted model, not a curated record
AUGGACGACACUGAUAUGACCGAUGUCGCUUACGAUAUUGACAUUGACGUAGGCGAAGACAUAGCACCAGUAGCCCAACCGUCGCAACCACAGCAGGUUGUCCAAAACAACGCGGCGGAACCAGAGCGAGGCGUACCCGCAGCUUAUACCGAGGAUAUCAUCGUACACGAAGCAUGGCCGGAAUCCCUCAACCUCCAGGGCGUGAGCGACUUCGACCCCAACGAUCCGCUAUACUGGGCUAUGGAGCAUUGUCAGUCAGACCCGCGCGUCAAACAACUGCGCUGGGUGAAUGACAACUCGGUCAACCUAGAGUUCUACAACAAGGAAGAUGCGGCGCUCGCCCUGAGUAUCCUCACACACCCCGACAAUGGUGACUUCAGCAACGUCUCCAUGCAAGAAGCCCGGAAAGCGAAGCCAUACUCGAAGAAGCCCAACAGUGUCCUCAUGGUCAGGCAGUCUAAUGCUGGAGAUCAGAAGCCGAGGGGCGCGGCCACCCGAAGUAACUACUACCAGCGGAACCCAGAUGUGGCUGGCAAUCGCCAGAGGGAGCCCCGACGGAAGGCACCUCCAAAGAAAGACUUUCUAGAUUAUGGCGACGAGGAUAUGGGGUCCAGGGAGCGGCCAAGGCGGAGGAAUAGUGGAGACGAGUCCAUGGGCGAUUCGGGCGUUGACCAGAGGGGCCCGCGCCGGAACGGACGAGACUUUCGAGAGGACCGCGACGGACGAGACCACCGGGGUCGCGGCAGAGGAGGUCGCCAGUCAGCUUCUGGUAGACUCAAGAACGAUGCUCAAGGCCAAGACGUCGACUCCUACCGACCAGGCUCAAGAAGUCCGCACGAACCACGCUUCGGUCGUCUACGAGGACGCAGCGCCUCCCCUGCCUCUAACGAAGAAGGCGACGGUCGUUUCGGAUUCGCAGAGAACGAAACGCACGCAGGUCGCCGUCGGUACCGCAGCCGAAGUCGCAGCCGCAACAACCGACGUCGACGUGAACCUAGUAUGGAUCGUUGGACACACGACCGUGCCAACUAUGAUCGUCAGGGUGGCCCUGCGGGUGGCGAACGUUGGCAGAAGGACGCUUUCUUUGUUGACACUUCACCAAUGGGCAAUCACCAUCGGUCAAAUGCUAUAGAUGUAUCCAAGACGCGGGGAGGAGGGGAAUCGCUACUUUCGCGCAUGACCAAGAACGGACAGCCUGUGCUACCGCAGCAGAAGCGAUCACUAGCUGACAGGAUCACACGCGACGACGACAGUUCCGAAGAGUUGUUUGGCCGCCUAAAGGGUGAUGACCGUGAUCCUUACGUUACCGACUUCUCUGAACCAGCACGGUCUCGUCGCGGUUUAGCAGAUCGCAUCACGCGCGACGGCGACAUCAACAUUCGCGGUCAGGGACGAAACCGAAGCCAAGAAGGAAUCAACAUCCGCGGAUCUGCAGAGCGAAGCGGAGGAGGCGGCAUCAACAUACGUGGUGUGGCGAGCGGUGCCUAG